UUCAAUCCCACCUACGGGGGUUCAGAGGGUUUACAACCUAAUUUGUGUAACGGAUGAUGUUUAAUGAUGAUGCGGUGAUUGCAGCGAGACAUUGCAGAGCCUGUUUUUCUUAGAUCUGUUUCUGUUUUGUAGGAAUGUCCUGUGAUGUCCUUGAACAGCCUAACCACUGAAAAUAGAUGCUGCAGGCAGCCUGAAUCUGACUCUGCUGUGUCUGUGUGUUUUCCAGAACAACAGGACAGUAUGGCCACCACUGUUGCUGUCAGUCCCAGUGAAUACCUUCAGCCCUCCACCGUUUCCACACAAGACACCCAGCCGUCUCCUUUGGCCCUCUUGGCGGCCACCUGUAGUAAAAUUGGCCCUCCUGCUGCUCAGGCUCCUGUCACCUCUCCUCCAGCGCAGCCGCAGCCUCGCAGGCUCCUCCCCAUAAAGCCGGCUCCCAUCGCCCCCGCUCCACCUAAGAACCUGGGCUUCCUCUCAACCAAGGGCAAUGUCAUCCAGCUGCCUGCGGGCCUGGGCUCCACGGCCCCUGGCAGCCCCAUCGUGCUCACCAUCCAGCAGAGCCCGGGCCGCACCAACACCUCGGCCCCCGCCAACAUCCAGUACCAGAUGAUGCCGCAGAUCCAGGGUGCCCAGACCAUCCAGAUGAUGCCGCAGGGGGGUCAGAUCCAGCUCAUCCCAGGCACCAACCAGGCCAUCAUCACCACUCCCAUGACUGUGCCGGCCCCCGCAGCAGCCACCACUCCUGUCACGCCUCAGAAGACUGUAGCAAUAAAGCCUUCCCCGAAGUCGCGCAAGCCAAACAACUCUGCAACAAACUUAGUGCAGCUGCCCAGCGGGCUCACGCUGCCGCUCAACGUGGCGACCGGAGAGGUAGGCGGGGCUCAGUUCGUCACAGAGACGGCGGCUGCCCCGCCCACUCCGGGGAAGGGCCGACGAGGAAGGAAGAAGAAAGUGGUUUUGACUGCUGCGUCUCAGAUUCCUCCUCCCCCACAGGCUGCCUCUCCGCCCCCAGAGCAGAUGGAGACCAUCGUUAUAGAAGCUGGAGACAACAUCAUCCAGGCAGGUAACAACCUACUGAUCGUGCAGAGUCCCGGCCAGCCGGCUAUGGUGCAGCAGGUCCAGCUGGUCCAGUCCAAACCGGAGUCUCAGGUGGUUCAGAUCCCCCAGCAGGCCUUGAAGGUAGUGCAGGCUGCCUCCGCCACAUUACCGCCCGUCCCACAGAGACAGUCAGUCCCCUCGAGCCUGCAGGUCACUCAGACGGAGCCAACACCGACACAGAUCCUCUUCAAAACCGCAUCGGGUGAGUGGCAGUCUGUCCAGCUCCAGGACUCGGUCUCCACGACAACGACCCCCACCACCUCGGUCGCCACCACCACCACCUCGCCGCCGGCCGGCACCAAGAGGACGCUUGCGGGUGGAAGGAAGGAGCGGACUCUGGCGAAAAUUGCUCCGGCGGGGGGGAUGAUAUCGCUGAACACGUCGCAGCUCUCGUCAGCGACCCAGGCGGUGCAGACGAUCAGCAUCAACGGGGUCCAAGUUCAGGGAGUUCCUGUCACCAUCACUAACGCAGGGGGCCAGCAGCACCUCACCGUGCAGGCGAUGCAGGGCGGAGGGCUCCAGCUGGCAACGACGCCGGGCCAGCCGGCCAUCCAGGUGGACCAGACCCUCACCCUGGAGCUGCCCGGCCAGCCCGGAGAGAAGAAGCGACGCAUGGCCUGCACCUGCCCCAACUGUAAAGAUGCAGACAAGAGGCCCGGGGAGGUGGGGAAGAGGAAGCAUAUCUGCCACGUCCCUGGCUGCGAGAAGACGUUUAGGAAAACGUCGCUGCUCAGAGCUCACGUCCGGCUGCACACCGGCGAAAGGCCGUUCGUCUGCAACUGGGUGUUCUGCGGGAAACGUUUCACGCGCAGCGACGAGCUACAGCGGCACGCCAGGACGCACACAGGAGACAAGCGCUUCGAGUGCAGCCAGUGUCAGAAACGCUUCAUGAGGAGUGACCACCUGACGAAGCAUUACAAGACUCACAUAAACACCAAGAACCUUUGAGCUGCCCGUAUACUGAGCAGACAAACUCUCUGAAACUAAAGACUGUAUUAGAGGAAGAGGAGGGGCAGCGGAGACGAUACCAAGGGAGUGUCUGACCUUUCCCGUCGUGGGAAAUACUCCAAAAAAAGUCCCCUAUACCCCCUCUCACUCCUCUAGGAUACUGUGUUGCGUGGUGUACAAAGAAAUCCUUCCUGGUGGACGUCAAACUGAUCCAGCAAAUUUAUUAAUAAUAGUUUAUCUUUUUUUUCUCUCUGGUCCGAGCUGAGGCCACAACCUGCUCCAACUAAACGCGUGGGAUGGCGAGGCUUAAGAUGCAGAUGCUUAACUCUGCUUGCUUAUUUAUGAACUUCUCUUUGGGGGAAGAACGUACACAGAAUUAUUCAGACGCCAAAAACAAGACCACAGGACUCCAAAGUCACAGUUCUCUCUUUUAAUUUGUUUUCCUUCCCCCCCAAGUCCCCCAUUUUUUAUUUAAUUUUUUAAAAAUCUGUUGGUUGUUCGACAUUGGGAGUGUCCAGAAAUCUGCUUUUCAAGCACCAAAAAUGGAAUAUAUUCACCGCAAAUUUUUUUGUAUAUUUAACUGAAAUUUCUUUACCAGUGAAAUAAUAAUUUUGUUUGAUUUAAAACCCGUAUACCCCAAAAACUCCCCUUACAGGACUUUUGCAAUUAUUUAGAAGUUUACAUUGGCUAUUUUUUAAAGUAUGUACAUGCAUACUAUUAUACAUAGUAUUAUUAUUAAUAAUAAUAAACUAUUUAUACAUUUUUCCAUACAAUUGUUAGAAAAUUAAUUUCUAUGGAAGCCCGUUACUGUCAGUGUGAUAGAAAAAAAAAGACCUUGUAAGUCAUUAUGAGCAUUUACAAUUUGAUAUGACAAUUUACUGUGAUUUUUAUUUCCUUUUUUAACAUUAGAUCAUACACUUUUAAAGACUUUUAAAAGGCAUAUUUCCAUCAGUCAGCCUUUCUGACUUAUUUUAGCAGCAUCAGACGUAAAGUGGAACGUGGAGGUAAAGUCCCUCACACUGACAGAAAUUGACUUCCAUACUUAACACGGUGGGUAGGUAUGUAGAAAAGCUUGACAGACAAUGAAAUGAGACUCAUAGAUACAAACGGGAUGCUAAAAGUUUUACAGCAGAAAUACAAAGAGGAUGUAAAAAGAACAUUUAAUCACACUUUUUGCUUUGAUGGUACUGAUAUUAGGCUUAGCUCUCCCUGCAGAGCGAUCCAGGGACUGGCACCUCUGAUGGUCAAGUUUUUAGAUGCAGUCACUUUGCUGCCAAGACAUCAGAACAAAACGGCUGCACCCGAGGCUGAGCUUGGGCUUGGAAGAGGUUUAAUAUGCGGUUCAGGGCCAGAAGUCACUUUGCCUUAAACAUUGCCCUUCAGAUUUAAAAAUUCAGUUACUAAACAAACAGGCAGAAAGUAAAAGAGCUGCAGAGAUCUGAGCCGUAUAGUGAUAUCUUGGUGAAAAUCCUGGUAAUUUUACUUACAGUGGUCUUAAGACACAUUUCAAUGUCAGCAAAUGCUACAAAUGAUCGAUAUUAGAGCUGCUUUCCUGGUAUCGUAUGAAACUAAAAGAUCUAAAGAUUCCACUAUGUUGUGAUAUCUUGUCAAGAAGGGGUCUAAAAUGCUACCCGGGAAAAAAAUUACGUGAUUUUUAAAGGGGUCCCUUGACCUCUGACCUUAAGAUAUCCGAAUGAAAUACAUCCAUUGUAACAACUUAAAGUCUUGAGACAAAAUAUAAAGCAGGAUAAUUGCGAUUAUUCACAACAAAUUGUGCGAUUAAUUUGCGAUUGACAGUCCUAAUAUAUAUUUUUGAGGGAUUUGUUGUUUGCUUAAAAAUUAGGGCUGAAGUUUGAAUCAAAUCUUACUCCCAUACUUAUGCAAAGUUUCAAACAUUGUCUUUUUCUGGUCCUAGUCGAGAGUUGAUAUUAGGGCUGAACAAUAAAUCACAUUUAAACCAACAAAAAUAGAGAAAAAUGAUUAAUGAUUGGGGUAUUUUUUAAGUAUAGUGAGUAGUACAGGAGAUAAACAACUUAUAGGUCAACUUAUCUGAUUAAUUUCCCAUACUGUUCAGCCGUAAUUUUAAUCUGUGUUGAGGACUUUUGGACACUCUGAAAGGCCUUUCUAAGGCUUUUGAUGAAUCAUAAAGUCUCCUUUCACGAUUAGGUAUAAUGUCACAAAUUGCAGGACCUGCAAACAUUUAAUAACAGAAUGUUAGAGGACCCAGGGUUGAUCCCUGUGGAACACCAAAUCUGACUUCCACAUCUUUAAGUGAUCAAGCAGCUGUUGUGAUCAACGAUAUCAAAAGCAAGAUGUCAGCUCUUUUCAGUUGCAAGGAGAAAGUUGUUUGUAACAUCUCAGAUAUAUAUCUGACUUUCAGGAUCCAUCAGUGUAUCGGCAAAACAUCCCCAUCAGACAAUUUUGACUGCUGUUGGCUGUUGUGUUGCACCAGUUUUGACUAAAUGUCAGAAAACGGUCCUUUUAAACAGUCCAGCUAUAUGUGUUAUAAAUAGAACAAAAAACAAAUUAAACAGCAACUUUCCAACCUGGCUGACAUUCUUCAGAAAUGUUUAUUUAAGCUGUGAAUGAAACUUUGUUAAGUAACUUCACUUUUUCUGUUGUGGCUCAACAAAUGUUUGAUUUGAAGGUCACGAUUCAAUUGUGUUUUCAAUUUGAAUUUUCUCUUUUGUCAGCACCGACAGCUGUACAACUAGCAAUUGUAUCAAGUCCUGAUUCGUAUAAAAUCAAAAGAUCGUUGGUCUUAUGUCAUUAACAUUUUCAAAUUAUUAUUUAAAAAGAAACAGGCUACAUGGUCUCAAGUUUGGUAUAACUGAUGUAUUUUUCUGGAAUGUAACACACUAAAAUCAUCCCGUUUUUGAUUUCAACCACUGAAAUUGAAGCUCAUUUCGGUCAAUUUAGAAGUUUUGUAGGUUAAACAUUUGUAGCAGACUGCAUCAGAAAUCAUGUCCAAGGAGAGUGACAAUUUCACAUAUGAAUCUUUGCAAACUACCUAAACUUCUCUACCUUUUUUCGAGAAAUAUUGCAAAAACUACAGCAUUUCCCGUGUUUUAAAGGGGUGUCAGGGCUGAGUUAAUAACCCUAAAACAAAUCUAAGAGUUUUUUUUAGUUUUUGUUAAGUUAUAGAAAUAAGGUCAAAGACUUCUUGAAUCUCCAGGUGCUGAGGAUUUAAUUCAAGGAAAUAUUAGUGAUGAACCCACUCACACCCCCUUUUUUUCCCUCUUUAAGAUCCAAACCAGGUUGUUACAUAGUAAGUAAUCCAUCUCGGAUACCACAACAGGUACGCUUAUGUCCAGGGCUGGGUAUCAAUUCACCGAAGCUGAGAAGUUCUGGGAGUUGGCAUCGAAUAUUUUUCCAGAUUCAAACUCUUGUCCCUCUAUCACAAAGUUCCUGAUUUAGAGUAUUCUGUUUGAAAGGCAGCGUGUUCAUUUUUACUUUUCCUUUUAAUAACCGAAAAUGGGUUUUUUUACCUGAAAGAUUUGAGUUUUCAUUAUGCCGUAUAUAAGUUAGGUAUCAAAAAACAAACAAAAAAGCCUGAUACCCAGCCCUACUUACACUGUGUGUACUAAUAAAUAAGUAACUAAAUUCCAGGGUAACUGCUGUUCUGCUUUACUCACUGUAUUAUUUUGAUUUGAUGAUUUGUAGCCUAUGCAUUGUUGUAUAUAUAUACAUAUAUAUAUAUACAUAUAUAUAAAUGAUCAGAUUUCCGAUUAUUUGGCCUGACUUGACAAUCACGUCCCAAGAUUUAGAAAAAAAAAUCUUUCUCAGGCCUUUCGAUCAGUUACUUUGUACAUUAUUUUUUCCAGCUAUGUGAUAGCUUUAAUUCUGAAUUAACACUUGAGAAGUUUUUGUUAAUAUACAGAUGACCAGCAUUAGGCCUACUGUACAGUAUUCACAUAAGUUACUUAAAUAUCUUUUUUUGCUUUACCGGAAAACAUUGUUGCUCAUAUUGUUUUUUUUAUAAAAUGAAAAAUUUACUGACCAUUUUGCUAACAUGUCAUCAGUGAGUUUGAAGUCUGAACUUGUACGGGAGUUCCUUUUUAUUUAAAGAAAAUACACCGACUUAUUGUUGAAAAUACGCCUUUUUGGUCAAAUUGAUAUGGUGCUGUCAGAGUUGAGCUUUCACUGUGGCGCAUUUAAAUACUGUGACAAAAAUCCAGCAGCAAUUUUGACCAAAAAAGCCAAAGUUAGAUCAAUUUAUAAAGCACUUUUUUAAAACAUUUUUUCCUUAAAGUGCUUCACAGGUGCAGAAGAUAAAACGUACACAUAGGUGGCCAAUAUUUGGUGUAUUUUUUAAAGAUUGUGUCUGAAGACAUGCAAUGCCAUUUGGAGGUGGACAGACAAGAGCCGGUUCAUAUUUAUGUUUGUAUUUCAUGUCUGAAUAUGUAAAUAGUGUGUGUCUGGUAGACACAGUAAAUGUAGGAUAUUAAAACACAAACGUUAAGCUGCCUAGUGUUGUGGUCGGCGUGGCCGGCCUUGAAGGAAACGGACUUUGUACAGUGUUGUAAGGAAUAAAAUAUAAUGUGACAUUGUAUAGCUUCAUUCCUGCUUUGUAUAAGACUUCUAGAUCUUUUUUCUAUUGAAUUAAAGAUGCCUUAGACAGCAGCUGCACCCAGUAUUUAAUGAUGUUUUUUUCUGUCUAAUUCCA
This is a messenger RNA of Centropristis striata (black sea bass), 6712 nucleotides long. It is a transcript of the gene sp2, whose product is annotated as sp2 transcription factor. Bases 145 to 2046 code for a protein of 633 amino acids. Gene Ontology annotation, molecular function: RNA polymerase II cis-regulatory region sequence-specific DNA binding; DNA-binding transcription factor activity, RNA polymerase II-specific. Lineage: Eukaryota; Metazoa; Chordata; Actinopteri; Perciformes; Serranidae. Gene Ontology annotation, biological process: regulation of transcription by RNA polymerase II. The record is from RefSeq and is a predicted model, not a curated record. The transcript is spliced from 7 exons.